UCCGUUCGAAUUGGAAAAUCAUUGAAUAUCGUAUAUCAAAUAAUGAUGAUGAUGAACAUUAUUAUUAUUAUUUUGUUAUCGAUUACACCUGGAUUAGUGGUCACUUGUUCACCUGUUGUAUUGACGACAAACAAUACUACAAUACGUAUUGGUUUUCUAAGUUCAUUUCGUUAUGGUUUAGGUAAAAUUAUUGCCGGUGCUGUACCAUUAGCCAUUAAAGAUUUGAAUAGUGAUGAUUCUAUUCUUCCUAAUCAUAAUAUCGAUUUUAUUGCUGCUGAAUUUGGUAAACCAAACAGUUAUUCCGGUAUACGAAAAAUGACCGAAUUAAAAGAUCGUGUUCAUGCUUUUAUUGGACCGGAUGAAAGUUGUGCUUGUGAAGCAUUAGUCGCUUCGGCUUGGAAUAAACCAAUCGUUUCAUAUAAAUGUAUCGAUCAAAAUCUAUCGAAUAAAACAAUUUAUCCAACAUUUGCUCGUACAUUACCGCCAAGUUCAAAAAUUUCCAAAUCAGUCAUAUCUUUAUUGAAACAUUUCAAAUGGAAUAAAGUCGUAUUGAUUGUAUCAAAAAAUCCAUCCAAUCAACAAGUACAAGAAUCACUGAUGAAAUUAGCCAAUGAACAACAAAUACAAAUACGACAAAAAUAUUAUCUACCUGAUCAAUAUAUUAGCCGUCAUGAACAAGAAAUCGAACAAAUCAUUGAUAAUAGUUAUCAACAAACAAGAAUCUAUAUUCUACUUACCGAUACAUUUGUUUUAGUUGAUUUUAUACGUUUAAUGCAACGAAAAAAAUUACUUGAUACCGGUCUUUAUGCAAUUGUUUCGGUUGAAGAAGAAGUAUUUUAUUCAGUAAAAAAAGGUGGUUAUCUUAAUAAACAAUAUAAAAAUCUACGUAAUUUAGAUCAUUUGGAUCUGAGAGGUUUAAUGAUUAUAACACCAAGUCCACCAUUAAAUAUGAAUUAUUCGGAAUUUCAAAAAGAUGUUCUUGAAUAUAAUCGUCGUGAUCCAUUUAGUAUACCGUUUCAUAAAAAAAUUGCCAUACAGGUACCAAUUUAUGGUGGUCUACUAUAUGAUGCUGUUACAGUUAUUGCACAAGCAUUUCAUAAAGUUAUUGAAAAUGGACAAAAUAUUUCCAAUGGUAUUAUUGUUAUGGAUGCAUUGAAAAAUCUUAAUUAUAAAAGUAUACUUGGAUUCAAUGUACAUAUGGAUGAAAAUGGUGAUGCUGAAGGCAAUUAUACAUUACUUUGUUUAGAUAUUGUUAAUAAAAGUAUCGAUAUGCAAAUUGUUGGUUCAUUUCAUCAGACUGAAAAUGAUUUACCGGUAUUAAAAUUGAAUCGUAAAUUAAAAUGGUAUGGUAAUGGACCAAUAUUAUCCGAACCAAUUUGUGGUUUUAACAAUGAAUUCUGUGAUAAUGUAACAAUAAUUAUCGGUAUCAUAUUGUUUAUUAUUAUUUUUAUAACAAUCGUUUUCUUUACUUUUAAACAUUAUCAUUAUGAAUAUAAAUUGACAAAAGUAUUAUGGAAAAUCGAUAUCAAAGAUAUUUUAUUCAUACAUACCGAUUUUGAAUAUGGAUUACAAAAUAUUCGUAAUACAAUCAAUCUACAUAGUUUAAAACAAAUGGAAGUUGUUUUCAAUACAAAUAAUAUUCAAAAUAAAAAUGAACAAUUUGAAAAUUCAUCCAUAGAUAUUUUCGAUAAUCAACUUUAUGGUAUUGCCAUUUAUAAAGGAUCGAUUACAUUUGUUAAGCGAAUAUGUAAAAAAUCUAUUGAUCUUACCCGAAAUAUUCGUAAAGAAUUGAUACAGAUGCGUGAAAUGCGUCAUGAAAAUAUAAAUCAAUUUAUAGGUGCCAUUAUUGAUGCACCAAACAUAGCCGUUAUGUUUAUUUAUUGUGCACGAGGAAAUCUUGAGGAUGUACUACGUAAUAAAGACAUUAAUCUGGAUAACAUGUUUGUUGCAUCAUUAGUUGCCGAUCUGAUCAAAGGAAUGAUAUAUCUUCAUGAUUCGGAUAUCAUAUCACAUGGUAAUCUAAAACCAUCCAACUGUUUGAUCGAUAGUCGAUGGGUAUUGCAAAUAUCUGAUUAUGGUUUGCAUGAAUUUAAAUCUACACAAGAUCUAUUCAAAUCAAAAGAAAAUCAAGAAAAAGAUAUGUUAUGGAGAGCACCAGAAUUAUUGAAAAAUUUAAAUGCAUCACCACGUGGAUCACAAAAAGGCGAUGUUUAUUCAUUUGCAUUAAUACUAUAUGAAAUAAUAUUACGAAAAAAUCCAUAUGAAGAGAUUAAUAUGUCAAAUAAUGAAAUUUUACAUCGUAUUAUCAAUCCAAAAUUGUAUGGUGAAGUAUUUCGACCACGAUUAAAGAAACUAAAAUGUUCACAAUAUAUAAUUAAAUGUAUUGAAGAAUGUUGGAAAGAAGAACCUGAUGAACGACCAGAUUUUCGUUUUAUCAAUAUCCGAUUACGUGAAAUGCAAGCUGGAUUGAAACCAAACAUAUUUGACAAUAUGAUUGCAAUGUUGGAAAAAUAUUCAUAUAAUCUAGAAUCAUUGGUUCAAGAACGAACUAUACAAUUGUUGGAAGAGAAAAAGAAAACCGAAAAUCUAUUAUUACGAAUGUUACCCAAAUCGGCAGCUGAACAAUUAAAACGUGGUGAGGCAGUUGAAGCGGAAUACUUUGAUUGUGUUACCAUUUAUUUCAGUGAUAUUGUUGGCUUUACUGAACUUUCAGCAAUGAGUACACCGAUUCAGGUGGUUAAUUUAUUGAAUGAUUUGUAUACCUGUUUCGAUUCAAUUAUUGGUAAUUAUGAUGUUUAUAAAGUGGAAACAAUUGGUGAUGCCUAUAUGGUUGUUAGUGGUCUGCCGAUACGUAAUGCUGAAAAACAUGCCGGUCAAAUAGCAUCGAUGGCAUUACAUCUUUUACAGGAAAUAUUCAAUUUUGAAAUUGCUCAUCGUCCAGGUGAAUAUCUUAAACUUCGUAUUGGUAUUCAUUCAGGUCCAUGUGUAGCCGGUGUUGUUGGUCUUAAAAUGCCACGUUAUUGUUUAUUCGGUGAUACAGUGAAUGUUGCGUCAAGAAUGGAAUCCACUGGUGAAGCACACAAAAUACAUGUUAGCUAUUCAUGUAAACAAAUUCUAGAUAAAUUAGAUGGCUAUAUUCUUGAAGAACGUGGUCUAAUUUCGAUCAAAGGAAAAGGACAGAUGCGUACCUAUUGGCUAUUGGAUCGAAAUCUAUCAGAUGAUUCAUUAUAAGCAA
Dermatophagoides pteronyssinus (European house dust mite) is the source of this 3235-nucleotide messenger RNA. RefSeq names its product guanylate cyclase 32E-like. The record is from RefSeq and is a predicted model, not a curated record. Gene Ontology annotation, biological process: intracellular signal transduction; protein phosphorylation; cGMP biosynthetic process. Lineage: Eukaryota; Metazoa; Arthropoda; Arachnida; Sarcoptiformes; Pyroglyphidae. Gene Ontology annotation, cellular component: plasma membrane. Gene Ontology annotation, molecular function: guanylate cyclase activity; protein kinase activity; peptide receptor activity.